Molecule: messenger RNA, 172 nt
Organism: Racocetra fulgida
Lineage: Eukaryota; Fungi; Glomeromycota; Glomeromycetes; Diversisporales; Gigasporaceae
Source: the annotation of a GenBank genome assembly
AUGACUUUUUAUCUUAAAUCUGCUCAAUUAAAUAAUUUAAUUGGUCCAGUAGUUAUUCAUAAUCUUAUUCCAUUCGACUAUAGUUUAAUAUUGAAACAAAAUGAAAAUAUUGCAUUAACUUCGAAUAUAAGGGAUACGGGUAUUACCGACUACACAGAAUUAUUAAUUAAGG